CUCUAUCUCAAAUCAACCAAAAAACAUAACUUCGUGGUAGGUUAAUUUGAGAAUGUUUUGCAGAGAUAGGGACCAAUUUAAAACUCUUUUAAUUCUUAAUUAACCUACACUUUUCCAAAAACACCAGUAUAUCCUUGUGUUUGCACAUCGUACUUCAUACUUUUGCCGUAGAAACCAAAAACUGUCCGGAAAACGCAGACUUGCCGGCGGAGUUGGUCCAUCCAGUCCAGAUAAUAGCCUGCCAUUGGAUUUAAAUUGCAAGGAUUCAAUGGGUACUGAAUUUGAGACAAUUGAGGGUCGAAUAACAUCUAUGCUUUCACAGCUCCAAUGUGAGUGUGGCAUCCUUGAAAGAUUGGUAUACAAGAAUAAGAACCAGCACCGCCGCUGUUCCUAUUUCCAGCAUCUUAUGAAGGUGAGGAGGGAUUUAAGGCUUCUGCAGUUGACAAACUUGGAGGAGCUUGUAAGAUCGUGUUUCUCUGUUAUCAAAGAAGAUAGACCAAAACAGAAGAUUCAUCUUUUAGAGAGCUUGAAAAGGAGAAAAUGCAAUGAUGAAAAGCGAAACUUUUUGGACCGUCUUUUAGGAUCUGCACGACUACUAGAAGAGAUGGUUGAACCAAUGCUGAAGGCUGCAACCGAGAUAUCUGUAUUGUUUGCUCGAUCCUUUUUUAUGGGACUUUCUGUGACAAUUAUGGCUUUGCUAGCACGUCUACGAGUUUUGGUUCAACAAAUAUUACUUGACAUUGUUGAUUUGUUCAAUAUGGUUUCUUCCCUGUCUAAAAAGAAGCAAUCAAUAAAAAUAACUCAUGAGGGAAUAGAGGUUUUUAGAGAAUUCUACCCUGCUAGUGAUGACGUUGAGUAUGUUACAUUAGAGUGUGUCUGGAAAUCAGAUAAGUUUAUAUUACAUGAGAGGAAGCAUAAAAAGGAGAAUGAAAGUCAAGGUGAGGACUCUGGUGGAAAUCUUUCUGUUCAAGCAUCAGGUGUCAACUAUGACACUAUCGAGUCUAUUCUUGGGGAUGACCAACGUGACUCGGAAACAGGUGAAGCAGAUGCUGCAGCUAAAGAGGAUCCCCCUCGUGUCAAGGAUACAAAUACUGAUUUGUUGACAAUCCCGUCGCAACUCGAUGAUUUUAUGGAGACUGUGUUUGGUAGUGAGGAAGGAGGAGAAAAUCUUUCUACGACAAAAGCCUCUUUCCGUGAAUCUUCACCAGAGGGUGACUUGCAUGCAUUAUCACAGUCUUCAACCAGUAGCAAACUUCAUUCCGGUUCGAAAAAGGUGGCAUUUCUCUCGAUAAAGAAUCCUACUUUAGUGCCACAAAGUGUACAAAGUAGUAUUUCUGUGUUAACUAGCAAUGCUAAGCCUAAGUCAUUCCAUUUCAUGGGAAAUGAAAGUGAUCAAACAAAAGAUGAAAAAGAGGAUUCACUUGCAAGCAUACUUACUAAUGUAAAAGCAAAGGAUAGUCUUUUUUAAGCGCUGAUAUUUUCAAAUGCAAGAACAUUGAAAAUGUCUCAAUUUUUUUGUUAUGAAUCUUUUGGUGGUACUGUUACAGUAGGAAAAGUUGAUUUAUUAUGAAAGGCAUCACAUUGUCCCUGAAGAAUGAAUUGACUUUUGAUGAACAGAAGAAAACUUGGUUAUGGUAUCAUUCUCCAUUCAAUAGCUUGAAUUUUGUAUAUUAUAUCAAAUCUAGAUGAUCUUCAUAUGAUAUUUACAAUACCUAGAACUUUGUUAAAAGGAAAAAA
This is a messenger RNA of Medicago truncatula (barrel medic), 1737 nucleotides long. RefSeq lists its product as uncharacterized. Lineage: Eukaryota; Viridiplantae; Streptophyta; Magnoliopsida; Fabales; Fabaceae. Bases 269 to 1468 code for a protein of 399 amino acids. The record is from RefSeq and is a predicted model, not a curated record. The transcript is spliced from 9 exons.